AUGUUGGUUCUCUUCUACCCAACUGACAUCUCCCGCUUCCCAACCCGGCUUUGUGGAUCACAGGGUCCCAUGUGUCGCCUUGGGCGGCUCGGCGACAGCUCGGGAGAUUUUGCGCUGGGUUUCUCCAGCAAAUGCACCGCAUGCACCUGCCGGUCUGCUACGGGUGCACAACGUACCGUCGUUCCCAUAACGACGUGGGAUGACACUCAAGUCUACUAUCACCUUCACAUCAGCAAAACUGGGGGCACAACGUUGGAGCACAUUGUGCAGCAGUUGGUGCGGCAUCCAGCCUCACCUGCAGCCAUGACGGUGUGCAAAACGGAGAAGCAUCCGUUUUCUCACCCGCCGUUGUUUGCAGACCCAAAGGAAUUGGAGCGUAGCGGCUGCAACGUGAUCACGGCAGAGGGUCGCAUGCGCUUCAUUGAGCAGCAGCUGCCGUAUGUUCAGCCACACAUGCUGAUUCUCCUCCGCCACCCCGUACUGCGAACGCUGUCCCAGUUCCGACACGACCUCAUUCAGGAGUCGACGUUGGCGAAUAAGGAGUGGCGCACGCCGUACACGGGCGGCUUCUCGUCGCUCAAGGAGCUCUACAAGAACACAAAGGGCGUUGUGCACAAGCGGUACCGCGACUGGCAGUCUGACCUGCUGUACCAUCCAAACAUCACCUUCCCUGACGCGUUGGAGAACAUGACCUUCAUUGGCAUCACUGAUUUCUACAAGACCACCAUGUGCCUCUUCUACUUUACCUUUCAGAUUCCAUCGCUCUUGGACGGGUGUCAGGAGCGGCCACUGACGGUGUACAACAAAGCAUGCCAGGGUGACGAUUGCGAGCGGUUUCAGAACACAAAGGAGCGGCAUGUCAGGGACGAGGACAAUCACAAGCGCCUCAACGAUGCACUCAGCCACGUCGACACAGAGGUCACACGGGAGUUGAUUGAGGAGCACACGCGACUGGACCAGGCGCUGUAUGACGCCGCCCUCGAUCUCUUCUGGCGCCGCGUCGCCGUCAUGGAGCAGGUCGUCGGCGAGCAGUUCCACGACCUUCCAGAUGAAUACCGGCUCCGCAUUACCCGCCUGCCGUCCGACCCUGUCUUCGAACCCCUGUAG
Messenger RNA from Salpingoeca rosetta, 1107 nucleotides. RefSeq lists its product as uncharacterized. Gene Ontology annotation, cellular component: membrane. Bases 1 to 1107 code for a protein of 368 amino acids. NCBI's taxonomy places the organism in Eukaryota, Choanoflagellata, Craspedida, Salpingoecidae. The record is from RefSeq and is a predicted model, not a curated record. The transcript has 11 exons. Gene Ontology annotation, molecular function: heparan sulfate 6-sulfotransferase activity.